Messenger RNA from Carassius gibelio (silver crucian carp), 1990 nucleotides. RefSeq names its product crystallin, zeta (quinone reductase)-like 1 (gene cryzl1). The coding region runs from base 150 to 1187 and encodes 345 amino acids. The record is from RefSeq and is a predicted model, not a curated record. Lineage: Eukaryota; Metazoa; Chordata; Actinopteri; Cypriniformes; Cyprinidae. The transcript has 13 exons. Gene Ontology annotation, molecular function: oxidoreductase activity.
GUCAACUACAUGUUGGUAGGUUCUGUAAUACUCUUACAUGCAAAAAAAAAAAAGUAUAUUAUAUGGCACAACAGAAGAAGAUAUUAUAACAGCGAUCUUGAUGUUGUAAACAGAGGAACGCAACGGAAAACAAAACAGCUAAAACUGCCAUGAAGGGACUUUACUGCCAAAAAGGAGACCAGGGUGAUGUGAAGUUUGUCAUACAGGAGACAAAUGCACCCAAUAAACUUGGCAGCCAUCAGGUCAAAGUUCAAGUGAAAUGCUGUGCACUAAGUCCAGUUGAUUUUAAGCUGUAUGAGGACCUCAAGAUUGAGAUAGAAAAUGUCCCAGUCGGAAGGGAGAUCGCUGGGGUUGUUCUUCAAGUUGGACCCAAAGUCACCUUUUUCCAGCCAGAUGAUGAGGUUGUUGGGAUUCUUCCUUUGGAUGCUGAACAGUCUGGCCUUUGCUCCGUCGUGGUUACUGAUGAAUAUAAUUUAGUUCAGAAGCCUGAGAAAGUGAGCUGGUUUGAAGCUGCAGCAGUGAUUAAAGACGGUCUCAGGGCUUUCACAGCUCUCCACACCCUGGCUCGGAUGGCUGCGGGUCAGACUGUACUGGUGCUGGAUGGGGCUGCUCCCUUUGGAGUUCUGGCCAUUCAGCUCGCCCAGUAUCACGGUGUGAAAGUCCUGGCUACAGCAUCGUCUCCGGAGGACCAGAAGCUUUUGGAAGAGCUCCGGCCGAGUGUGGCUCGAGUGAUCAGAGUGUGGGACUCAAAGCAGGAUUUGGUGGACUCAUGCCUUGAAGAAACCGGAGGUCUUGGAGUGGACAUCAUCAUUGAUUCAGGAGUGAGACUUUCUGAAGAGGAUCCAGAAGCACAGAGGCAUUGCCCGCAUAAACAUGACCUCCUUACCCUUCUUUCAGUGGGAGGUCAUUGGGUGACCACAGAACAACACUUACAGCUGGACCCUCCUGACAGCCACAUUCUCUUCCUGAAGGCAGCCUCUCUCUCGUUCCUCAACGACGAGGUCUGGACAACAUCCCGGGCCAAGCAGGGCCGAUAUCUCCAUAUCUUAAAAGAUGUGAUGGAUAAACUCUGCACAGGGACCUUCAGGCCUCAAUUGGGGGACCCCGUGCCUUUAUAUGAAGCUACGGUGUCCAUGGAGAUGGUACAGAGAAAGCAAGCGAGGAAGAGAAUAGCGGUCAAGCUUUGAAGAAGGCUCAAAAUAUUCUUUCCAUAAUUCUGUACAUUUUAGUUGUUAUAAAUCUCAUGUUUUUGUCGGUUGUACUUUCAGUGGAUUGUUGGUAUUUAAAAAUGUUAAAAUUCUUUAAAUGGAAAUCAGCCUCAUUCCAAAAAGCAUGCAUCACAGAGCAAAAAGUCUUUACAUUAUUUGAAAAAUUGUGUGUGUAUAUGUAUAUAUAUAUAAACUUAUGAAAUAAUUUACAUAACUAGACCAAAGAGAGAGAUUUUUUAUGACAUACUGUAUAUGCGAUUUUCCCUUGUCAAGCACUCCAAGUGGAUUUUUAACCGCACCAUCUGAUCCCGUUUCUUUUGCCUAUUAAUUAAGCUCUGUAUGGAAACGGAUUGGAUAAUGCUGACCUAGAAUUCGGCAUCAUUGUUCAGAGGUAUGCAUUUGAUUAUGAGUAGUCUCCUACCAGAAACGCAGCAUGUAGCUCAUUUGCUUUCAAUAGAAGAUUUGUGUUUGUUAAGAUCUCAUUGUUCUAAAUGUCCCCUCAUCUUCCUGUCCACCAUUCUGGAACUGUCACAGCUAUCUAGGAGAAAAACCAAUUGUUGAAGCUCAGAAAUCCCAAACUGUGGGGGCAAUAUAAAGAGAGAUCACCUAAAAAUUACAAUUCUGUCAUCAUUUACUCACACUUGUGUCAAUCCAAACCUGCAUGAUGUUAUUUAUAAAAUUAAAAAAAAAAUUCAUACUGAUAAUUUCAAUGCAAUGAAAACGAAUAGAGGUAAGUGAAUGUUGAACAAUAAUUUGUAGUACAGCAAUAAUAAUAAUAAAAA